Entelurus aequoreus (snake pipefish) is the source of this 4409-nucleotide messenger RNA. RefSeq names its product oocyte zinc finger protein XlCOF6-like. Bases 239 to 2767 code for a protein of 842 amino acids. Lineage: Eukaryota; Metazoa; Chordata; Actinopteri; Syngnathiformes; Syngnathidae. The record is from RefSeq and is a predicted model, not a curated record. The transcript is spliced from 2 exons. Gene Ontology annotation, biological process: regulation of immune system process; negative regulation of transcription by RNA polymerase II; regulation of cytokine production.
UUGUUGACCUGUGCGUCAUUUUAACGCUAGUGUCGUUGAUUGCAUGUUUUUUUUAAAUAAUAUACAUAUUUAUAGGGCGAACUACAUUAAAUACAAUUAGAUUGUCUUCGUGUCAAGAUCAACUAGAUCGCUUUAAUAGGCGCGCAAAUGAGCUUAGCUGGCUGACAACAUAGCUACAUUGUGGUUAGCAUCACACGGCUAGCAGGAAGCUGUCGCAUAUUUUUUAUUUGUGUGAAAAAUGUGCAAGUUCCAAAAGAUUAGAGCGUUGGUGAGGCAGCGAUUAAAUGUUGCCAUUGAAGAAAUAUUUGUGGUGUUUGAAAGAGCCGUAGCAGAAUACGAGGAGGAACUAUGUCGGACCAAAGAGGAGAACGAGCGACAACGCGAACUGUUGAGCAAUGUUUACCAAAGUCAAGACAUCCAGCAGGUUUCACUGGAGAGUCAAGAAGAAAUUCCCCGUGAGCAGCAAAAGUGUGUGGAGCAGGAGGAGCCACAGCCCCCCCACAUUAAAGAAGAAGAGGAGGAGCUCGAAGGACUGAAGGAGGCUGACAUCAGCACGUUCACGGUGAAGAAUGAAGACGACGAAGACAGUGAGGCUCAGUCCUCUCAGCUUCAUCACAGUCCCAGUGAGGACAGCAAAGGGGCGGAGCCUCUAACUCACAGCACAAGAGAAACCGGUGGAGGAUCACAAGGCGACCCCGGUCCCGACGCUAAAGAACCUUUGGAAAGGACCGAGGACCGUGAAGGCCACGCCAGACGUCACACUGACAACAAACACUUGAAGUGUUCGGAAUGUGGGAAAACAUUCGCUCACAAGGGUCACAUGACCGUCCACUUGAGGACACACACCGGAGAGAAACCUUUCCUCUGCUCACUUUGCCCCAAAAGAUUCACUCGCAAGUCGGACAUGAAGUUGCACCUGGCGACGCACACGGCCCACACCCCUUUCAGGUGUUCCAUCUGCGCCAAGAGCUUCCCAGUCAAGAAGUACUUGAUGAUACACGCCAGAAGACACGUGGCCCACAAACCUUCUGCGUCCUCCGUCUGCGCCAAAAUAUUUGCCACCAAAGCAGAGAUGGAAUCUUACAUGACAACGGAAGCUGGCGAAGAGCACCGCGAGGGGUCCCCGGCAGACGGCAGCUCGGCUCCGCUGUCAGAUGUGGACGACAGGAAGUCAGACGUGGACGACAGGAAGUCCCACUCUUCUGAGAACGAUCACAGCGACAAAGCCAUAGAACCUCCAAAGAACCCGAAAAGUGAUCUGGGCAGCAAGCGCUUUACGUGCUCGCAGUGUGGGAAGACGUUUGUCCGCAAGGGGGGUCUGACUCGACACCUGCGGACGCACACGGGGGAGAAACCUUUCAGCUGUUCAGUUUGCGCUAAAAGGUUCCCCACCAGGUCCAACAUGAAGGUUCACAUGGCGUUGCACACCAACGAGAAGCCUUUCAAAUGUUUGAUCUGCGCCAAAAGAUUCCCGCUGAGGAUAUAUUUGGUCAAACACAUGAUCAGACACUCCACGGAGAAACCUUUUCACUGCCCGUUCUGCGAUAAAAGAUUCGCUACCAAGGCGGAGGUGGAGCGCCACGUGGCCAUCCACACCGGGGACCGGCCCUUCACGUGCUCCGUGUGCUCCAAAGGCUUCUUGAACAAGGGGGACAUGGUUGUCCACAUGAGGAGGCACACUGGGGAAAAACCUUUCAGCUGCACCGCGUGCGACAAAAAGUUCAUUAGUAAGGGUCUGCUCAAAAGACACAAGUGCACCGGGGACGUCCGGGAGGUGUUGGUGGGAAGUGAGGAAGAAGGACAGGAGGAGCCACAGCCCCGUCGUUUUAAAGAGGAGGGCGUGUGGGAGGAGCUUGAAGGGCUGGAGGAGGCUGACAUCGGCAAGUUCACAUUGAAGCAUGAAGAUGAUGAAGACAAAGCGGAGUCCUCGCAGCUUCAUCACAGUGGGAGUGAGGACAACAAAGGGGCGGAGCCUCCGUCUCAACGCGCGGACGCAAACUUUGCUCCCCUGUCAGACACGGACGACAAGAUGUCGCACUCUUCGGAGAACGAGCACAGCGACAACGCCAAGGGACCUUUGGGCGGCAAGAAGGCGUGGUUGGGCGACACGGGACAUCACGCCGACAGCAACCGAGUGGCGUGUUCCGAGUGCGGCAAGUCUUUCGUCUACAAGGGAGAUCUGAAACGACACAUGCGAACGCACACCGGAGAGAAACCCUUUGCCUGCACCGUCUGCGCCAAAAGGUUCGCUCGCAACUCCGACAUGAAGAUACACGCCGUCACGCACAUGGACGAGAAACCCUUCAACUGCUCGACUUGUUCCAAACGCUUCCCUUCCGAGAAAUCCCUGCUGACGCACGCGCGACGACACACGGCGAGGAAACACUUCGCCUGCUCGUUCUGCGCGAAACGAUUCAUCACCAAAACGGAACUGGAGACCCACGUGAGGACGCACACCGGGGAAAAACCCUUUUCUUGUCCGGUGUGCGCCAAGAGGUUCUCGCUGAAGGGGGACAUGGUGAGGCACAUGAGAACGCACACGGGCGAGAAACGCUUUCCCUGCUCGGUUUGUAUGAAAAGCUUCUCUCGCAAGGAGGACAUGAGGAUCCACAUGAGGACGCACACCGGAGAGAAACCCUUCAGUUGCAACGUGUGCCAGAAAAGCUUCGCUUACAGGAAGCAGAUGAGGAAACACAAAUGUGUUGUUGCUGACAGCACAGCAGGACUUGCGGACUCUCACACCUGUUCACACGACUUGGGACACUGAUAAGGUCUUCUUUUUAGCAUAAAGUACAUUCAAGACUAGGGAUGUCCGAUAAUGGCUUUUUGCCGAUAUCCGAUAUUCCGAUAUUGUCCAACUCUUUAAUUACCGAUACCGAUAUUAACCGAUAUAUGCAGUCGUGGAAUUAACACAUUAUUAUGCCUAAUUUGGACAACCAGGUAUGGUGAAGAUAAGGUACUUUUAAAAAAAAUUAGUAAAAUAAGAUGAAUAAAUUAAAAACAUUUUCUUGAAUAAAAAAGAAAGUACAACAAUAUAAAAACAGUUACAUAGAAACUAGUAAUGAAUGAAAAUUAGUCAAAUUAACUGUUAAAGGUUAGUACUAUUAGUGGACCAGCAGCACGCACAAUCAUGUGUGCUUACGGACUGUAUCCCUUGCAGACUGUAUUGAUAUAUAUUGAUAUAUAAUGUAGGAACCAGAAUAUUAAUAACAGAAAGAAACAACCCUUUUGUGUGAAUGAGUGUAAAUGGGGGAGGGAGGUUUUUUGGGUUGGUUUAAUUAAAAAAUAAAAUAAAAAAAAAACAAAAACGAUACCGAUAAUAAAAAAAACGAUACCGAUAAUUUCCGAUAUUACAUUUUAACGCAUAUAUCGGCCGAUAAUAUCGGCAGGCCGAUAUUAUCGGACAUCUCUAUUCAAGACCCUCAAGUUAGUUUUGUUUUAAAGGCAACAAAGCAAACGAAUGGUCUUUCUUGCCAAUAAUGAACUGUAUUUCACUUUAAUGCCAAUAGAUACACAAUAUGAUCACUCCUAACUCAAUGCAGCUCGUUUGUGUGAAAGAAUAUUUAUCACCUGCGGGAAAAGUGUCGUUAUUUUCAGCGUACACACAAUUUAUGAUUAAACUUGUCGGCUUAAAUGUUUGUCUUUCUUUUUGUCUCAAAGUUGACCAGCAAUCCAAAUUUCUGCUUAAGCAUAAGAAUGGUUUCAAAGGUGUCGGGAGGACACAGACAUUUGUUCAUGUCAAUGAAAUCUAGUCUUCGCUCUAAUGACAAGGGAGUGCCACAAGGCUCCGUAUCAGAGCCUUUGUUGUUUGCCAUGUUUCUAAAGGACCUUCCAAACUGCUGUCACCUUCAUGCAGACGACACCGUUGUUCAUGUUCCUGCAAAGAAGUCCACUCAGAAUCUCUAGUUGAUGUUUCUACCUGGCUUCAAAAACCACUGAAUGUUAAGAAAACAAUCUCUGUGUUUCUCAGUUAAAGCACUACUUUCAGACAAAGUAUUUCAGGUAUGUGUAGAUCAUGAAAGGAUCCAAGAAGUGCAAUCAUUCUUGACAAUAAUCUAAAGUUCCAAGGCCAGAUAAGAAGGUCAAGUCCAAUUUGAGUGUCUGGUCAAGUUGCUCUGUUGAUCUUCUCUCCUGGUGUCCAACCUCAUGGCCCCAAACUUCCCCCACAGUCCUGAAUCCAGACUUCACCCACAGUCCUGAAUCCAGACUUCCCCCACAGUCCUAAAUUCGGACUUCAUCCACCGUCCUGAAUCCAAACUCCACCCACAGUCCUAAAUCCAGACUUCAUCCACCGUCCUGAAUCCAGACUUCACCCACAGUCCUGAAUCCAAACUUCACCCACAGUCCUGAAUCCAGACUUCACCCACAGUCCUGAAUCCGGACUUCACCCACAGUCUUGAAUCCAGACU